AUGUGUAGGGACGAGGAAGGAAACCUGAUUACAAGCGAGCGCGAGGUGGUCGAGAGAUGGCAGCAGUUCUUCGAUAAGCACCUCAAUGGCGAGAUAACAGAUGGAGGCGUAAUGGAAAUCUACCUGGGAGUGCCUUCAAACGAUAAUGAUGUCCCAGCCCCCGACCUCCAGGAGAUCCAGCGAGAAAUCGGGCUGCUGAAGGCAAAUAGAGCCGCUGGAAAAGACCGACUUCCGGCUGAACUCUAUAUGAACACGGUAAAAAUAUACUGGCAACGGCACUUCAUUGGGACAGUGACAGUGGACGGCGAUGAACUGGAAGUGGUUGAUGAAUUCGUGUACUUGGGAUAUCUGAUCACCGCCGACAACAAUACCCCGGAAGAGAUCCAACGACGCAUUCAAGCUGGAAAUCGUGCAUACUUUGCGCUCCGCAAGACGCUUCGGUCGAGGAGAAUAGGGCGUCGCACAAAGCUAACGGUAUACAAAACCUUAAUAAGACCAGUGGUCCUUUAUGGACUCGAGACUGUGACGCUGCUCACGGAGGACAUACGCUCUCUGGCCGUCUUUGAGCGGAAAGUGCUGCGGACUAUUUUUGGUGGAGUACAAACGGAGAGCGGAGAGUGGCGCAGACGUAUGAACCACGAGCUACAGGCACUACUUGGAGAGAUUCCCAUUGUACGCCUGGCGAAAGUCGGGAGGUUACGGUGGGCCGGACAUGUUGCGAGGAUGCCGGACGACAGUGCAGUGAAAUCCGUUCUCUUCAAUGACUCCGCCGGCACCAGAAGUAAAGGUGCUCAACGUGCCAGGUGGCUCGACCAGAUCGAAGCCGACUUGCGGGUGACGGGACGCUUACGAAAUUGGCGACGAGUGGCCCAGGACCGAGUAGAUUGUAGACGAAUAAUUGAGACAGCACGAGUCACCACGACUCUCAACUGA
Molecule: messenger RNA, 933 nt
Organism: Toxorhynchites rutilus septentrionalis
Lineage: Eukaryota; Metazoa; Arthropoda; Insecta; Diptera; Culicidae
Exons: 2
Coding region: 1-933 (310 amino acids)
Source: RefSeq, a predicted model, not a curated record